Molecule: messenger RNA, 33413 nt
Organism: Xyrichtys novacula (pearly razorfish)
Lineage: Eukaryota; Metazoa; Chordata; Actinopteri; Labriformes; Labridae
Source: the annotation of a GenBank genome assembly
GCUAAAUCUACUGUAUUAAUAAGAUGCGUGUAACCCCCCUCCCCUCCCCAGCUAUAUGGCUCAGAAUCACCUCAAACACCAACAAACAGAGUUAGGAGUGGGCGGACUGAGAGGGUUUUUUCAGCCUGGAUUGAGUUGGAUAAUGGGAAUAUUUCCGUCGUGUUGUUGGAGAGAGUCUGCAUGGUCCUGUGGCAGGAGCACGGUCGCCAUCUCUGGGUAAACAGUGUAACCGAAUCACGCAGUUGAUAUUGUGUAGUGUGUGCUCAGAGCCGGAGAGCGUACAGUAGCAGCAGCAGCAGCGGCAGCAGCAGCAGCAGGCGGGGUGCUAUGCUGCCUGCAACAACCACAGCGGACACACAAGACUCCAAUGCAGGACUGGCGCUUUGUUUGUCUCCUGCACAUCCUCGGAUUGACACCUCUUUGCUUCUAUUCCGUCUUUUUUGUAAGCUCCGGGGGAAUGGGACUGCAUGCUUCGAAUAAAAUGGGGUUUUAAUGGUGCACGCAGCGGACGCUCUGCUAGCCUGUGCACAGCCCGGGGACUGUAGUACGCUCGGUAAUGUUUGCCAAGGAAUAAAACGGUGUAGCCGAAGGUGCAGAACAUCCCGUUUCCAUGGACAACACGUCCAUAAUAACACAGGUUGCAAAUCCGAAAGAGGAGGAGAGCAUUUCUUCAAGUCAAGAUAAAGGUAAGACCUAAAGAAUUUAUCGCUAUUCUAAUAUUGAGCGACAUGAAUUUGAUGUCCAGAGGUGGAUUAUUUAUAUUGUUCAGCUGCCAAAUUUAAUCUGCAGUCUCCAAGGAUGCUGGAUCUAUGCUAACCCAUACUGUAUCGACGGAAAACCUCCAUUGUUUAGCUAAAGCAGAAAAACAUUAAGAGGCAGCAGAGCCCCCUCAGCCAACCUGUCAACAUAUAUCAUAUCAUGUUCAUGGUGCAAUUUCACUUUAUCGUCAGCUGCUUUGUCGUCCUGAUAUCAAGCUUAAAUCUGAAAUAUUACAAAAUUUGCAUCUUAAGAUGUGAUAUUUUUAACCUAAAGCUUUGUGAGGUGAGCUGGGUUUACUACAGGGGGCGGGUACUCUAACGUUACUCCUCUUCUCUUGCACUGGCGACAUCCCUGAACGCAUCACUGACACUGGGAAAUGCAUGAUGGACUCACAACAACGAAUACCAUCACUGAUAAGGGAUAAAAUACAGUGUUUGGGUUUGGUACUUGAAGAAAAAAUACAAUUACUUAAGUGUGAACAUAUCAGUGUUCACACUGCUUUUCUGAGCCUCAAAACAAUCUUUUUAGCACAUAUUCCUCAUUUCAGAUUAAAAACACCUAUAUUCCAGCUUUGGAAAUGUUAAAUUGUGCCUCUUUACAGUUAGAAGUCAAAACACUUAAAAUAUUUCAACUCCCAUGUACACUCCUUGAUAAAAAUAAUCAGCAUUGACACAAGAUAUGUCAAUAAAAUGAAAAAUUCUCCUCCAGAUAUGUAAAAACUGCUUGAAAACAGCAGUUUCAGCAGCUGCUCCACAGAUUACAGUGCAGGCUGAGCGAAAACACAUUUCCCCUCUGUUGUUUCGUCCUCACUUCACCAUGUGGUGGUGAUGACAUCAACAGCAAAUCCCCUCCUCAUGAACCGGGAGCUUUCCAGUUUUCAUUAACACGGAGGGAGAGGUUUUCGUCACUUACUCUUACGUGAUUGAGUCCAUGUUGCGUUUGUGAAAUCCACACAAGAAAAUGGGGCCAUGCAGUGCUGCGUGCUGCAACGUGGGAUAUGCUGAUGCUCAUGGGAGGCCUCAACAGGAGGGUAGGACCCCUGUGUUCUUUCACCAGAACCCCUCUCGCAGAACCACAGGGUGCCUGGAGGCCACAGGGACCAUGACUUCCUGUUACACUCUGUGCUCUUUUGGAGGAAAGGUCACCUUCCUGCAUCACCCUCUGCUGAACAACACUGACAUUCAUGGACCCCUAUGAGAGGGUGACCAGCGACAUGAAGAUCAGGACUAGUUUCCUUUGAUUUGCGAUUAUUGAGUUGCUUUUAUUGCAUCUUUAUGCUUGAAAUUACCCCAGAUCAAUUCACAACCACAUGUUUUUGAUUACUCAUAUCUUUUUGUGCCGCCUUCAUAAUCAAAACCAUCAAAAACUAAUCAUUGAAAACCAACACAAACAGCAAGCUCUUGGCCUAAUUACUGAGAAAUAGUUGCGCUCAGGAAAUUGUUCUUAGCACAUGUUUUAAUCCCUCACACAGGAUUCCCACACUUUCUUGCCCUGCUAGUCUUGUACAGUAAAUCCCAGUUGACAUGUGGUAUCCAGCAAUCAAUCUGCCAGGAUGAAACCCGGGGUCAUUUGCUGUCCAGAGAGUACACACACACACACACACACACACACACACACUCACACAAAUAGACACAGUGAGGCUCCUCAAACGGCUGCUGUGACACACAGAAUCAACAGGGAGCUUCCUGAAUGGAGCCCCUGCCCUUCACUGCCGCCUUUGUCAAAGCAGACAGACAACAAACAGCGCUUGUUGUCCAGCAAGGCUACUCUCUCUGACCUGCUCAGGCAGCACUAAGGCCAUAGAUGAUCACACACACACACACACACACACACACACACACACACACACACACACACACACACACACACACACACACACACACAAGUGCUGAAUAUUUCAGAGCACUGGCAGGCUAUUUUCAGAGUCCUAUCAGUUUCAUUCCAAGCAAAGGCGUAGUAACUCAUUAGUUUUUUUUAGACAUUUGGUCAGGUUGAGAUUAUCCCUUUAUGCAUUAUGGAUUAUGUUAAAUGAGGUGAGUGCUGGAAUCAUAAUGUGGGAGGUUUAUUCCUUCAGAUAGAGUAUAUGUAGAAGAACAACGUCAAUAAUGUCACACUUCUUGAGGCUAUAAGACUGUUUGUUGUGUAAUAUUCUCAUUUUUCUUGUGUUGAAUUUGUAAUAUUUGAUUUAUUCAGGACCAGAUAUUUCCCAGAAACAGGAGCAGAAGUGCUCAGAAGAGGCUGAGAGAACAGCUUUUCUUUUCUUCUCUCCAAACCCAAAUUAGGCUUUUCAUUUGGCAGCCGUUUUCAAGGACUGAUGCAAUGAAAUGUAACUACCAGACCAACAGAGCUCGGGGAGUCACAGGCCGGCCAGCCUUGGUCUCACCAGGCGAAUCAUUGAAGCUUUGUUUUGAGAACUUCACGGUCCGUCAGGUAUCAAUGGCUGAGCUGUUUACUUUAAUCAGAUUAGCUCAAAUCUUGGUUUAGCUCUUCAACGCUGGACUGAGAGUGAUGACAGACACUCAGGUAAAUCUGCAGUUUAAACAGUACCAAGUCUUCGUUAAACAACAUUACCUUAAUGGUGUUUCCCAUUCGGACACCUUUUUAAAUUGCUUUUGUGCCUUUUCAGCUGUCAGUCAGAAAUGAAACUUUGUGUUUAGUUCUUUUAAUUCAUGCUUGACAGCCAAUUAUUUUCUGAGUAAUUCGUGCACUUGCCCUUCCACUAAGACAGUUAAUGCAUCUGCAGGAGCAGUGGCACACUGUGCUUUAUUUUAAUGAGUAAUCUCUGCGAAAUAUUGCCAGAACAUAAUAAUCUAGACACAAACUACAUUUAAUAAGCAUAUUUUCAUCUUCGAUUUAUUGUUUACGAGAGGAUUUGUCUCUUCUGAUUUCUUUGUGGUCAAGAAUUACCAUAAACCCCAAUGUUUUACCGCAGAGGGCUUCAGGGUGGCAGGGCCCAGGCUUGGAGAUAAGGUCAGAAGCUCAGAGGGAGCUCCAAGUACAGCUGUUGCUCCUUCAAAUCAAAAGGGGCCAGUUGAGGUUCAGGUAUUCAAUCAGGUUGCCUCCUGGACACCUCCCUCCAGAGGUUUUUUAGAAGCACUCAACUAGGGGGGACACCCUGGGGCAGACCUAGAGCUUGCUGGAGGGAUUAUAUAUCCCAUCUGGCCUGGGACCAUCUUAGGAGCUCUCAGGAGGAGCUGGAAAAUGUUGCUAGAGAGAGGGAUGUCUGGGUUAACUUGCUUAGUCUGCUGCCACGUGGUCUGUCCUGGAUAAGUGAAAGAAUAUGGAUGAUAUGAUGAGUUUCAUUGUUUGUUUUUUUUUAGAAAAAGACAAAAACACCUGGGCAUUGGGGCUUUCAAAUAAGAGGGUACAUUGAACAUUUGUUGGGGACUAUUUUCAGUUGCGGAUAAAACACGUGAUGUUUCAACAGCAGGCUGUAAGUUUAAAGACAAUUUAAGUCACAUUCACAUUCUUUGUUUUUUUUCUUUUCAUGUUGGACAAAUCACGUGUCUUACUAUGACACAUGUGGACAAAUAAGCUGCCUGUUUUUCCUCUGCUGCAGUAAUGAACAGUAUUUUCCCCCAGAGCUGUAGAAAAAAAAAAAACAGCAUCAAAAAAAGAUCACUCAGUCGAGAGCUACAACAGACAAAAUAAGAUUAUUAUUGACAUGGUUUCUGACCACGAUAGCGUACUCUGAAUUCUUCUCGGCAGAAAUACCAUUCUGUGCUGUCAUCGCACAAACAGAAGCUAUAAGUCUAGACAGUUGAAACACUAAAUUGAGAGUCCAUUAACUCUAAUUCUUUAAAAGAAACUGGUCUAGGUACUUUGUCCUACUACAUGCGGGUGUCUGUUACAGCCAUGAUAUAUAUAACUUCAGUGGAAGCAUUGGCAACGUGGAGCAGCAGACGCUUGGAUUUAUUCUAAUACCAUGUUGAAAUAUCAUGAUUCCCUUGAAGGCCUGUUGGUUAGAAAAUCUUUGCAUAGCCAGAGAGAAAAUGAAAAAAUAAUACUGAAGCUGUAAUUAUUUAUUAAUCUGGAGAAAGGCCCUGAGAUUUUCAUGCACACUUGGCUUUUGAGGUUAUUCCUGGAACACGCUGCUGUGCAUUAAUAAAGUGUUUACGAUGUGUGGACCACACCUGCAGGGCUGUGUGCUGCACAGUGAGAGAGGGGAGCUACUGUGAGUUUUGGCAGCUCCAUAGUUUCUGGCACAACCUGCAACUCUGCUGUUUACAGCGCUGAGCUGUCAUGACCGGACUCAAGUGUUGGGUAGAGGAGGAUUAGGAUCUUUUACAUGGUCAUAGGUGGCGUAGAUUUCUCUGAUUUAUUUUAAGGAUGCAGUAUGUCAUUCUUGAAGCCCUCCAGCUCUCUCAGCAUUCACAUUGGAAGGCCAUGUGCGUACAGUCAAGUCAAUAUUGGGUGCACCAUUUUUGCUAAGAGGAAAGCGGGACUCUUUGAAGUGCAGGUCCUUAUUACAGAUUUAUGAGCCUAUUUCAGCCAGUGCAGCCCGAGAAAGCUGAUUAUCUGCACCUCCAGGGAUGAGUUGGAGUGUUAGACACAUCUUCAUUACUUUAGUCCAAUGCCAUAUUGGGCAGCUAAAUGGGAAGAGUUGAAUGUUUUUCAUCCACGCCUAAGCUCCUUGACUGAUAAGCUUGUUAAGUAUUUGUGCGGGAUCGGCCCCUGUCUCAGGGAACAUGCCUGAGGGGGAAAUCUGAGCGUUGUAUUAAUUACAUAUUCAGUCCCACAACAGGCAACGUUGUUUUUUUACAGCUAAGAGUAGCAAAAAAUGUGUAUUGUAGGGUAGGGAGAAAAAAUCAAUACAGCAUAGUAUCGCGAUAUUUUGUCUGGUGAUAUAUGUCGUAUCGUCUCAUUUGCCAAGUAUCGAUUUUUCAAAUAAAUUGCUAAUAUAAAGUCAAACCAGUGAUAAUGGAAAAAAUAAAAUCAACUGUUUGUCAAGUGAGGUUGGCAGAGGUGACGUCACAGGGAUUGACACUCACAAGGAGCACAUGUGCUCCUAAGUUAAAAAACUAAGGAGCACACAAAGAACUUUAGGAGCACAAUGAAAAUUGAUCAAAUAACAUUUGUUUUAUUGGUUGGCAUAAGAACUAUUAUUUGAAAUCAAUUUUAGGUCUUUUGGUUACAUGACAUGGAAGCUAUUGAAGGUAAACAGCCUUUUUGAGAACAUCAACUGGUAAUUUAUUGAUGGUCCCUUAAUCAACACCUGACGUUGACAGCGAGGGUGCUGAGUAGAUUUAGAGUAGAUGGAGAGUGAGAAGACACCGGUAGAUCAGCAGUGAAUGUCCGUCGAAUAUCCAACCUAAAACCAACUUCAUCGCGGUAGUUACAUGAAAAAAACAUUUGUUGCCUUCGGCUGAUCUUUUCUAUGCGCACAUGUGCCCCUAAAUAUAUUUUACAAUUCGCACACAUCUUUUUUUAGUCGCAAAUGCGAGUGAAACGGACACACUGUCAAGCCCUGAAUCACAGAGCAGGAGAAAGUCAGUACAACAAAUAUAUAGAAGGUUUGUAAUAAAUACAGCUUAAAUAAGACAAACAUAAAGGAAAGCCGAAUGCUAAAUUAGCUAAAAAAUAGAACAUUUUUUAUAAAUCGCAAUGUAUCGUAUCACAAUACUCACUGUGUUGCAAAAUGUUUAAAAUCGCAACAAUAUUGUAUCGUGGCCCAAGUAUCGUGAUAAUAUUGUAUCGUGUUGCUGCAGUGAUAGAAUUGACAGCUCUAACUUUAAUAACGCUCAGUCCUUUUAAACAGUCACCAUAAUGUUGUUAAACUAUUGUGGUUAAAGUGUUAGGAUGUUCCUCACCAUAGUGGUCACUAGUUCGACUCUCAGCCAUGACUAUAGCUGCCUGUCUCUCCUCACGCUAUUCAACAUGUUUCCUGUGUCUCUACAGUAAAAAGAAAAUGCCCCAAAAAGUGUUUUUUAAGGGUAGUUGAUAUUUGUCUGCUAUUUGUCUCAAUAGGAUGUGGUGUUGUCUCUGAAAGUCUCUAAAAGCCUGGAUUAAUACGGGCUAAAGGAAUAUCUUAAAGCUAGCUUGAGCUGGAUGCUGCCGGCUUCUGCUCUUCUUCUAAGCACUUUCUCAGUCGUGGACUCUGAUCAUGACAACAUGUAGGAUUGUGGAUUGUUUUGAUUAAGUGUCUUAAAAGCUGACUGAGUGUUUUCAGAGUCAGGGGGUGGUAAUUUCUCUUAACACUGAAUGCAUUAGGACGACAUCAAAUUUUCACAUUUGCUCAUAAUAAAGACUCAUACUAGAAAUCAGCAAAGUGGCCCUUAAUUAGGAGGAGGCAGCUUGGAGAUCUAUGGAUUGUGAGACACAGUGAUGGAGAUGCAAUAGUGCUGCAAUCCGUCCUCAAAGAGGCCACAGGGGAAAAAAGUGUGGGUUGACUUUCUUCACUCCUACACUGGCUGCCUGUGAGUACUUCAGUCAGAAUGCAGAUUUAACUGGGAAACGGAGAGAAAAGAGUUCACAUCACUGCUGCUCUCGGAUUCGUAUGCUGGCUCUGGUUUACAAAAGAGCUUCAUCAUACUUUUACUUGUUGUUGAAUCUUGUAGCAUUGAUGUGCUGCCAGUUUGUGUCCCUAUAGAGCCCUAAGAUUGAAAGACGCUCUCAGUCUGAGUAGAGGACAGUUCAUCUGAAAGCUGCACAUGCUUUUAUUUAGAGAGUGGAUGUGAUUGGAUUUUGGAUUUUGCUUCUUGUCAACAAAUUCCAAAGAUAGACCAAAAUAAUGAUGAACGUCUGAGUAGAGAAGCUAGAUUUUUGUAGCACAUUUUGACUUGACUGUCACUGCAGACCUCCAUGACUAUCGGUUUAUCUUUUUUGCAUCUUUAAAAGCAACCAAAGACAGACAGAAUAGGAAAAGUAUUUCAUUUUUAGAGGACAAAAUCCACAGAUUAACAGAAGCCUUGUGGUCUCUCUGGGUAUGGGUGUCUGCGUAAUAUUUGUCUGCUUUCGGUUAAGUUUUUGUCAUCUUUUUGGUUGAUUCUUCAGCUCAGCUUGGUGGGUAGACCCUUUGGAUGGUGUGUUUGACAGCUUUGUGGGUAAUUUUUAUAUUUGAAUUUUGCCUCAAGUGUGGCUCAUAUGGUAUGGUUGCUUGUUUUGGAGCAAAACUACUUCAAAAUGUCUACUUUGGGUUUGAAGAGGGUAUUGCAGUAGGAUUUUAAGUGGAUUCUUUAUGAAAUGCUGAGUCGACCUCCAUUGUGAGCAGUGAUUGGUUGCGACAGCACUAUAAUAAUGUAGUUUAUAUUGAUUUGAAUGAAAAAAUAUGCAUUGUAAUGCCAGAUAACAGAGGGACUCCAUCCAUACUAAGCUGCUUUUGUGCAUCUCCAACUUUCGGACUAAUUGACUGCUGCUGUCAAUGUUUUUCGGGAUCAAACUAACUGGAGACAAUCGAGUGACAGUCGAGUUCCUCUGUGCAGCUUGUCUUGUCAUGCUUCAAUUUAAGCAGCAUUGUUGUGGGAGUAAAUCAUCAUUCUUUCUUUCCCCUGUAUAUCUGAACACGUCAGCAUUAAGUGUCUGUGAGAGUGAAGUUGAUUAAUGCUCCAAAAGAGGAGCAAAAGUUGCCCCUCUGGAUGUGUCUUCGAAAUAAACAGCAACAUUUCUUGGUUCAUUACACCCCCUACGGUAGCACCUGUUCAGUCGAGAUGACUCUGAGUUUCACUGUAAAUAGUCACACAGAGGCACCUGCUGACUUCAGAGGUCUGAACCUGAUGAAACAACGAUUCAUAGGUAAUUGACUUGCAAUUAACGAGUUUGAAGUUUGCUGGAAUGAAAUAUUAUGCUGUAGAUUUGAAAUAACGUGAAUUUUGUCAAAAUGUAAAUGGAGAUGACGCUUUCAACAGCUGCCUGAAUACAGCUUUAAAGCCUGAUUUACAACAGGCCACAAGCCUGGAUUAAUUGAGCGUCUUCUCUGCUGAAUGAAUGUUGUCAUAACAGAUCAAUACAGACAAGAAAGACGGGGGUCAAGCAAGAAAGAACGGACGUGUGUUUGUGUCAGGAAGAGCAUCUGUGGGCAUCCCAGACUGGCUCAGACAAGGCGAUGGCCUUUCUGCAUAUUUUGCCAUCCUCUGGCUGGCAUUCAUCACCAGUAAUUGGCUUUCUAAAAGGGAGAUCAUGUUUUGUCUGUAAUGAUUUUCCGUCAUCUCCACUGAUUCAUGCUGCAUACCACUCUGUGUGAUAUUUGACAAGAGAGCAUAAAAGGUCUUAACAGUUUUAAUGAGCGAGGGAUGAGCAAAUACACAAGUUUAGAGGAUACAAAAGACACAAAGAGGAUUUUUCUGUCUCUCUAGAGGUAAAGGUGAUUACUGUUUGACUGAGGAUCUCUAAGUAGGACAUGAUGUGUAUGGAAACAGAGAGAUGAACGACUCUCAGAGGGCAGAGGCGUGGGAAACUGCAACAGGAAUACGUUUACCCAUCACAUGCACAAAAUUACCCACUUGUUAACAUCUGUUCUGUUCAUAGCAGGCAUUAUUUUAAUGAAUGCGAUUUACUGAAAAACAUGCGCACACUUUAAUUAAUUUACUCCUGAGAUAGUCAUACUUGUUUUUGAAAGAUAGUUGUAUAAUUUCUUUUGGCUCUAAAGCAAAACAUAACAGACUGAGGGAGCGGUCUUGAAGACAUGUUGGACAAGCUGAUAAUUACGCCUGUAAAAUAACGACAGUGACGUAGAGUGGUGCACCUACUUUAAUAUAUUUAUUUGAUAUAGGGAUUCAGCUCUCUUCUUGUGGAAGAUGACAGCUGGAGUACAGAUAAAAGUUAAUGUGUUUUUGAUUGAUGUAAUCUAUUGUGGAAAAUUCACUGCUGCACACAGCGAGUCAAACUCUCCACUCCUCAUCCUCUUCCAAGUUAUCCUAUCUUUAGAAAUGAUGUGCCAUAAUAACCCGUAUUCAAGGAGGACUUUAAACCCACUCAGGGCUUGGUGUAAGAUUUAAAUUGUUACUUAAGCUCAUGUUGAAACUAUCUAAUUUGGUACAACCCAAAAACAAUAAUAAUACUAAUAAUGAUAAUUGUAUUUAUAUAGCACUUUUAAAAACAAGAGUUUACAAAGUGCUUUAACAUGCAGUAAAACAAAGUCACAUUACUGGCAAAAAAUAAAAUAAAAAUUGGUUGAAGACCUAAAAGCUUUGAUGAGUGUCACAUGAGCUGAGACGUCAUUAAAAAGAAGACAUUAAAACAAAGACAUUAUGAGAACCCGUGAUACCCAGCCAACACAGGAACCCAAUCACAAAAACCUGAGACCAAUGGGACGAUUAUAAAACAUGAAUAAGAAGAGUAAAGGGUUUUAAAGAAGACAAAAUCACAUAAAAGCAAUUUUAAGACGUGGUAAACUCCAUCCUAAAUCAGAAAUGAUAUAAAAACUAGGCAAAGUUUGAACAGCUUGACUCAAAUUUAAAGCAUAAAGUACAAAUGUCUCCACUUCGGCUGCUUUGAUUUUGACCAAUUUUUACAAAGCGACUCUUAAAAGUUCUAAAAUUAACCUGAAGAUCAACACUAAGUGGUUGGAGUUCCCCUUUAAAUUCUUCCCUCACUCCUCACUGGAUCAGGUUCCGGGAUCGGUGUCACAUACGCACCUCUUGGUUCACUAAGUGAAUGAGCAUGUUCAUAUCUAAGAGAAGCUUAAAGACUGAAUGCCUUUAAUUUAUUUGACAGUAAUUUGACUAACUUGUUUUACCAACAGUCAGGCAAAAAUGGAUUUCCCAUCAGUCAGUGAGCCUCUGGCAGUCAGCGCGCAGUUGUAGAUGAGAAUAUAAAAAGAUAUAUAAAUAAUGAAGCCCUAAACAACGUGGGUUGCACUGCUGCUGGUUGCGUAACUCUUGCAGAAUAGUCAGAUCUCCCUCAUUAUUUCUCCCUGAGCUCUCUGUGGGUUAAUUCCCCCACGCUUGUCAUCUCCUUCAUUUCAAGAAGCAGCGGCAGCAGCAGAAGCAGCACUCGUCCCCGGGGGCCUUCAGGCAGGCUGGCACCGCCACCACAGUGCCUACGCCGCCAUACAGCUGAGACAGAAAAGCAGGGCAAACCCACCCACAUCUCUGUGUCAGGGUUCACAGCGGCAGCAGGAGAAUUAGUACCUUAAACAACCAGGGAACAAACUGAGAAAUGCAUUUAUUGACUUGUUCUAUUAAAACUGGGUUACUGAGCGAAUGUCAGUUAUAUAAGGUCAUGUAGGAUGCAUAUGUUUAUAUAAAUCCACCAGAAUAAGGAGGGAAAUAAAGCUACAAAGGCAGCUGAGGGUUGGCCACAGUGACUAAAGGCAUCUGUUUGCGCCGAGUUCACCUCCACAGGCUGUAAUUUUCACCCGAGGCUCAGCUGUCUGUGUGGGGAAGUAAGGAGGCUUAAUGGGAGUUUAUUUUAUCAUACUGUGCUAUUAUUGCCUUAAUGGCCUCACACAUAACCCACCAAGGACCGCGGCACGGCGAACACACGCAGCCUGAACUGUCGGGCUCAGCUCAUCUGACGCUUCCUGACUCCACUCAGCUGUUACGAUCUGCUUGAUGUGUGUGUUUGUGUGUGUGUGUAAGUAGACACAUGUGGAGUUCUAGUGUGAAGCAGAUGCUCUUUGGUGUAUUUUGGCAGCAGAUCUUUUGUUAUUGUUCUCUCUCAUGGUGGGAUUUUCUCUGGUGUGGGAACAAUAAAUAAUUUUGGAUGAGUUUGGAUGAGUAGCAUACCAAAUUUCAUGGCUAACUUAUUCAGUAGAUGUUUGAUCGCCGCAGCUAUCAUGGCUAACACUUGGUAUCCCCGGGUUUCUGCUGCUCCAGUGUUAAAGGGAUGUUCCGGCGUAAAAUUAAUUAAGGGUCAAACACACCGUAACACCGAGUUAGACACCCCCUCAAGAGAUGAAUGUUGCAGACCGCUUGCUUCUCCAGUUAUACCAACCUUAGGAUAGCAAUACACAGCGGUCUCAAGGAGCCAUCAACAAACCUCAACCAAAACGCCACUCUAUAACCACAAAUAAUGCUCAGAACAGCACCUAACUUCAUCAACAAUACAUAUAGGGUCCCAGCCACAGCACUAGACACCACAUAUCUUUUUAGCUUUGCCUGAUUUCUUUAGCAAAGAGACUAAACAAUACUCACCUGCUCUCUUCCAGCAGCCGUUUGUAGCGAGAUCUCAGGCCUGUCCAUUACGGACUACAGCGGGGUGACACAGCUCAAGGAAGAACAUUCAUCUCUCGAGGGGGUGUCUAACUCGGUGUUAGGGUGUGUUUGACCCUAAAUUAAUUUUACGCCGGAGUUUCCCUUUAAGACUGACUGCUUCUCUUGAGCUUGAAUGUCUGAACAUUUCAGGAUGUCACUCUGAACUCUUGUAGAUUGUGACAGGCUUUAUCUGCAUUUGUUUACACGUAUCAAACAAUGACAGGGUAAUUGAAAUAAGAUGAGAAGAUGAGAGACUGUCUCGAAGCUGUAAAAUUAAAAGUCUAAGUUUUCUGAAGAUUCGCCUCAUUCAGAAAUAAAAUACUAAGGGGGAUUCCUUCCAGUGUUUUUUGCUGACACAGUGCGGAGCGAGGACUUCCCCUUGCUGCUGAGCUGAGGACAGAAACAGCUUCCUCCUCAGGUGAAACCCUCUCUACCUUCAACUGUUGUCAACCAAAGACAUUAGACCAGAGUUUCCGAGCUAACCGUGGAUUACGUGUCUGUGUAUGUGGGUAUGUAGAGUCAUGCUCUUUAUUUUAGCUACGGCAGAACAAGUAUUUUAUCUGACGUGGUGUUAUAUAAGCUCCAGACAGCUGGUCCCACUUUUGAUGCAAACGCCCCACACUCAAAAAAUCUCAGCGAGGGGAGGAGGCGAAUAAUCUGUGAAAUCAUGCCAGCCGCCCGAGGCCAUGGCAGGGUUUCAGCAUGUCGUUUUUGACUGUUGCUGUCUCUGAGCCAUAAAAAGUUCUCACUGUGUCAUGAAGGAUUUUUUUGGCAGUCAUUCGGUAGCUUUGUAUAGCACAGAUAGCAUGAUAAUCCCUCUGGCUCCUGGCUGUUUUAUUUUAGUGUAUGUUAAGUACCCAACUGCGCCAUUCAAAACCAACCUGUUUUCCAUCUGAAUUAUUUAAGCCGCACGUUCACAUGGAUGGGUCUCACAUUCACCUUCAUGCCCCCCAGGUACUAUACACUUUACCUGCCUGGCUGGUCAACUAACUGCUGCAGCUAAUGGCAGCUGUCACUAUUAGUGUAAUAUAAAGAGGGACGGUUUUAAUGAAAUUAUAUCGCUGCCCCAUGUUAUGGCUUCUUUUGGUCAUAGUAAGUGCUUAGCAGGGACAGAAAGUUAAAGCUCUUGCCUACUUUGUUUUUAUAGUAGCAGUAGUGUUUUAUUCCCAGAUCUGAGUAUUUCAAUUUGGACGGUUUGAGUAACUGGAAAAACUAUCCAAUACUUCGAAACGAGGACUGGCGGCUUUCCUUGGAAGCAUGUGGCUUGAGAGUGUUGAGUGUCCUGACAUAAACCUUUGAGAGUCCUUUGUAAGGAGAGACGCGGCAGCUAAACUUAAACACGCUGUGGUAUUUUAAAUGUGGCAUGUUGUGUUUAGACUGCUCGCACAUUCUUUAUGUGCUACAGUAAAGGAGGCCACCUCAAAAUGUCUCAAGCUAAGCCAGGGAUCAUGUUCCCUCUCCGAGCUUGGCGUUACUCCUCGCUGCGGGUCACGGGGUGAUUAUCUCUUCCUGUCAGGAAUGCUGAGAAUUUCCUGCAUUUUCUGCCUCUUCCGCCCUUGUUAGCGGGUGCGCCCAAACAUGUGACAGAAAGCUUGAGCCCGGUCUGGCUCUGAUUGACUCAAUCCUUCUACAGUAUCUCUGUGGACUAGUGUUUGUGGAGGUGCAUCGACAGGCGAAGCCUUAGAGGACUGUCUUCAUGGCGGUCUCAUCAGAGGGAAAUGCUGGUCAAUGAAGAGUGCUCUGUAGGUAAACAGUGUGCACCUGCUCUAGAGAGGCUGCAGAUUCCUAUUAUCUCCCUCUCACUAUCAGGUGAGCUUUGUUUGAUUAAAAAAACACUUAAUUGCACCACUUUACUUAGUUUUUCAUAAAGCUUAUCACCAAUGACUAGAAAUGACAAGUCAACUAUUUUCAGACUGAUUCAUAUUCAUUAAUAAUAAACCUUAGAAACACUGCGAACUAUCCGACUUUUUCCGCCUGCUUUUAUCUCUGUGCAGGUCAGUCCUCCGGUUCACUUUGUAACCUAUGCUGUCGUUAUCACGGCUAAUAUCAGCGAGCUAACAGAAGACAGAAGAAAAAGUUUCAGUGUUGUGUCAGUCUGAGAAAUAUGCAGUUUGUUGAUCAUUUCACACAGGGCCCUCUGCAAAAACAUGCGAAUGUAUUCUGCGUGUGUGUGUGUGUGUGUGCGUGCAUGUGUGAGUGUGUGUUGUUUGUAUCAAAGAGAGAAAGGAAAGCUCUGUUUGUGUAGGGUGGUGGUGGUGCAGGAGGGGGUGGAGUAAGAAUCAGACCCAAGUAUAGGCUGUCUCACCACAGUAACUCUCCCCACCCAUUCGACGCCCUUCUCUCCCUUUUCCAAGCUCCCCUCUCUUUUCUAUCCCUCUCUCUUUCUCUCCCUCUUUCACUCUCACCUGCUUUUUUUCGGGGCAGCAAAACCAGGGCGGGAAAAUGUAGACGGUCUCAAAAUGGAGGAGCGAAGAAUGACAUCAAAGUGUUUGAGGCUGACUUUAGGCAGAGCGAGGGAAGACUCAGGGUCUCUCUGGGUGCCACUUCAUCAAAAAGUUUUUGAAUGACUUGUGAAACUUUUGAGUCGCAAAGGUUUUUCCAUCUGUAAUAGAGCAAAAAUGAAACACUUAAAUAAAAAUGAUAAAGGAAUAAUUUUCUAACACUAUAAACUUAGUUAAUUGAAACUGUUUCUGUCGAGUUAUUAAAUGCAAAAAGCAGGACUACAUUUAAUUCUGGUAAACCUGUGUUUUACAAGUUUUUUAAAUGACCGUUUGCGCCAUGAGGGUGAGAGAAAAAUAAAGCGUCAUUAGUAUUGACAGUUUUAUUCAAGAGCACUUUUGUAAAGUCAGUGAUUCAUUGAUAAAAACUGAUGAACCACCAAGUCUCUGAAAUUCAAUUGAACCAAACUCUAAAACGAAGACAGCCUGUUUGGAUUUCACAAAUUCAAUUUGACAUCAAAGUCAGUUUGAAUUGGUCCGACCGCACGACAGUUUUCCCUCAGUUCAUCUUAAAUGAGCUCCAGUCCAUAGAAGUCACCGCCAUGUUUGGAUCAUGAGGUUUCUUCUUUGCAUGGAACGGUUUUACUGCAACAGAAAAAAAAAAACUGUGGUAAGGGUCAGUGGUUUUUGGAAGGAUUUGGGGCCUAUGCAGUGAUUUCUACUGCAGAGUCAUGUCUGUUUACAGUGCAGCGCGGCCAUUUAUUUUCGCCUUGUCCCUUUUGUAGAGUCUCUUCAUUUUUUUUAAUUAAGAUGGUUGAUGAUGAAAUCACGGCAUUUUUUAUUAUUCUGAAAAUUAUUGAAAUUAUUCUGAAAUUGUCAAACUAUUUUCUGAGCAGUCUCUCACAGAGUAAUCAAACUCAAAUCCAUUUAUAUAAGAUUGUAAGGGACAAAGCAACCAGGCAAAUGACAAAGGUGAGGGAAAGAAGAUCUUGAUCCUUUAAGUUCACUCGAAAAAAAAAAAAAAAUAUAUAUAUAUAUCAAUAACAAAAUUUCCAACUUAUGUGGUAGAAAAUAAACAAAAUCUGGGCCCACACUAAAAGAGGCCAACUCAGCAAAAAAAGAACUAAAGUUACAACAAACAUUACCAAACAGACCUACUAAGUGAUACAUUUCGGAGGUUUAAAUAGGCAAAGGACCAGUCCAACAUAAACACAAGGUGAAAACUAAGGUGACUACAAACUAAACACCUAACAAACUUUAGAAAAACACCAUCAAAUUAUCCAAACCAACUAUUUACAAAAAAAAUACAGAUAUAUUCAAAUUGAAUCAUGAUGUAGAUAAUUAACCAUAUGACAAUUUGUUAACUAAAUUGUGUGCACCCAAAUUAGAAAACAACUGCCAUAAAAUGCAGUAAAAAUGAAUUUAUUUCAACAAAAAAUUUGUGUAAUGUGAUAUUUUUAAACUGAAACAAAUUUACUGUGUUAAAACCUAAAGACAAACAAAAACUAACACAAGAUGGUGGUUGAGGCCACCACAAAGAUAUACAUAAAACACAAAACAAUCAAAUCCUACAGUCUCUGUUUUUGCUAUGGUGUCUUUGCACCAUUUUCAAUUAUAUAAAGGGUUGAAAUUAUUUGCAAACUGUGGUAGAGUAUUAGGGCCAAAUUAAAUUAAAUAAUUUUAUAAUUGACAUUUUUUUAAAGUCAUUGUCUCACAAAAAGUACGUAAAAAAAAUGUAGUCGUCUUAUGUCAAAGUGAUGUUGUGACAUAAAAAUGAAAUCUUCAUGUUUUGAGAUAAAAGUCGUUAUAAAGUCAUAUGUUGGUUAACAAAAAGCAGCCAGCUUUUGUUUUAACUGGUUGUUUUAACUGAAAGAAAAUCUAGCUAACGGAAUUUAAUUUAAUUGAUUUCAACUUUACGUGAUGCAGUAUAUCAUUGUUACAAACAAACGCGUGACACCUAUGCUUUAAAUUAGGAUAUCGGAGCUUUAGCUGUUUCCAGUGCUUGUCCUGAGCUGGGCUGUUUCAUAAACUGAGUAAUAAAAUAUACAGCAGUGAGUAACAUGAAACUACAUGACACUACAGAUACAAAAAUAUCAUGUACAAUAUGUAAACACAACAUAAGGGCUAGAAACAAAAAUAAUGGGUAAUUUUAACGGUUAUUUAAUGGAGAAACAAAGCCAUUCAGUGUCAGCUAGCGUAAACUUUAAAAAGCUACAUCUAGUCAGUUUUUAUUGGACCCUUAUUUAACACUAUAUGCACCUAAAGGUUUAGUUUAGGGUUUUUUAUUCAUGUAAAUGGAGGGAAUUUUGGUGCAUAUUCCUAGUCUGUGUAUUUUUCUUGAGCUUUUGUACCGGCGCUGUGGUCAGAACAAAUCUUUCAACACCUCACAGGUUAAAGUAUCACAGCAUGUCACCUUCCUGUUCCCCCAUUUGUUCACUGUUUGUUUGCUGAGGUGUUACUCCUCGGGAGCAUCUAUCUGGAAGAGAGAGACUCAGCAAGCUAUGGACUACAAAGACAAAGAGUACAAAGAAGAAGAAGAAGAACCGCCCGCAGCCUGUCAGAUCCAGUCGGAGCUACUCGAGGACAGUUCCAGGCGUCAAUCUGAAGUCUCUCCGUACAGACUGCGAACAACCUCAGCAUGCAUGGCUAACUGGGCUGCCUGUGUCACACGGCUGUAUGAGCACGUUAACAAGACGCCGGAAAACUGUGUGACGGGCCGCUCCGAGGCAGGAAAAUGACUCCAGCGAAAGUCAGUUUCGUGGACACUUCAAAGUCCUGAACAGAUUUAAGAUUUCCAUGCCUGAAAAAAAAAAAUCACCUUUGAGGCAAUUAAACCAGAAGAAUUGCUACUUCAGGAACACCUCAGGAUAAUUUCACUGUCAGAUUUGAGCCUUUGUGCUGAAGCUGCCCAAAUUUUUCUAUUUAUAGCCCCUCGCCCUCACUGACACGAAAUGUAUAAUUCGUGAUAGAACAUUUACCCAGGCCUACAGACCAUGAGAGCCUGCUUUCUCCUCUGUCAGUAUGAAAGUAGGCCAUGGGCUUCAGAGACAGUGAAGGAGGAAUGAUGUAACCAGGGACCUACAUGUGUAUGUUGUUUUCUCUCCUGAGCUUUGCAGCACUCAGCCGCUGAUCAACCUUCCUGCCGAACAAAUAAAAUCUAGUUUUUAUUUCUCAGCAGAUCAAUCUUUACUUCUGUCGGUCCAAAUGCUUUCUCAAAGAGCCGGUCUGGACCAUACUCAGAUUUUACAAAGAUCCAGCAUCAAGACAAGAUUCAACAUCUGUCACUAAUAAGUACGCUCAAAUAGAAAUGUGUCAACUUCUCCACUGUUUCUGGAGUCUUCACUGGAUAUUUACUGUGAAAGUUCAUGUACUUCCUGCAUCUCAAUCUCACAUUUGUGAUACAAAUCUGUCUGUCUUCCUCUCUUUCUUCUGUCUUGAUGUUAAUUAAGUCGACUUCUUUCCCAGAGGGCAUGCUGAUGAUGGCUAUUUUUGUCCCAGCGCUCCUUACGGCAUGAACUUCUUUUUUUUACAACAUACAUCUUCACUCCUCUGUCACAAUGAUGUUUAAUGCGUGUUUUAAUCUCUCAGUACUUCGCUUUGAGAUGUUUUCAUGAAAGUGAAGGCUUCACUGAGGAGGCGGCAUCAGUGUAAAAUGGCUGUAAAAGAAAACUUGAUUUGAAGUUAGGAGGUCACUUAGUGUCCUCUUUGGAGGGAGUAGAAAUUAGAGAGUAACCAAGAACAUUUGCUGCCUUAUGUUAUGUUCCCUUUUCGUCGACAUUUGAAAGUGUCAGUUAAGUCAGUCAGCUCAUUUAAGAGCGAUUUGUGGUUUAAGUCCCUGUGAGGAACUUCCCUUUCAGAGUCAAAUGUAUCCCCAGUAAACAAAAUGCUGUUUUAAAGACAUUUAGCCUGAUACCUACCCAGCACUAGGAUUUUUCGGGAACAAAAAUAACUGUAUAGAAAUAGUCAGUGUGUGUACACUGAAAGCUUUGUUUGCGUCAGUGUUAAGGUCAGUUUAUUUUAUAACCAACCAAGAAUGCCUAACAGGAGCUUUAACUUCCUCUCACUGCAGAUUUUUAACCAUAUAUAUUAGUGUUAAUUUGCAUGGAAUAAUAGUUUAAUGCUGCGUUCCAGUUACCUUGUAAGUCGGAUUUCGGAGCUGGGAAUGACGUUACACCCGAGUUGAUGGCGUUCCAGUUAACAAGUUGGAAAACCAAGAUGGACACCUACAGUUAGCCGUUGUCAGCUGUUGUUUACAGUUGACAGCUGUUGUUAGCCUUUGUCAGUUGUUGUUAGUGGUUGUUAGCGAUACCAGUUGUAAACAACGCAUAACACAGGAUUUUACUGUUACAAACACCAUAGCACCAUGCUCACGGUUAGUCGUUUGGCAGUACAACAUAUACCGCUUAUGUAAUUUCACAAAAACAAAACAGAAGUGCUAAUACAUUUUACAUUACGAGAGCUUUCAUUGAUACUCUUUACUGUCGAUGCGCUGCGCUGCCAUCUUGGAUUAUGACAUUGUCAGGGUUGAUGAGGAUCGUCCAACUUUCCGACCCGGUAGUCUGAAUUUCCAAAUUCAGACUACCAAGUACAACUGGAAUGCAUUGUUAUUAUAUUAAAAAACAAUAUAAGUCUACCGCUAAUAAAGAGCUAAAUUCUCUGCCCAAAGUAACCUAACUUUUUUUCUUCUUGUUUUGUUCUUUCCUUUAGUCUCCCAGUCCAACAGCAGCCUAAAGAAGCACCGCAGCCGGAGCAUUUUCAGCCCCUUCUUCUGCUGCUUCCGAAACUACAAUGACUACCAUGUGGAGCCACCACCCGCCAACAACAAGACACUUUCUCUGCCCCCACCGCCAGAGGAGAAUGGCAGCCCUCCCAAGGUGAGGCUCCACAUCAUACUUGGUCACAGUCCAAAUUACACACCAUUUGAAUCCACAUGGCUGAAAAAAAAAGCCUUUUGGGGGAUUGGUUAACGUAUGACAGACAUCCCAGCUUGAGUAAAGAGGUCCAGUAACAAGUAACAUUUGUUUGGUUUUGUUACGGAGAGCUUGUUAGGGGGUUUGCCUUCCCCUGUAGAGAGCCUCACCGAGCUCCCUCCACAAAUUUUUCCAGCUGCUUCAAACCCGCUGAACCCAGAGGUUGUUUACCAUCCACUGCUUGAAAAUACGGGCUCGCUUCCCAUCUUGCAUUCUUCGAUAUCUGCCUACGCACACAACCGCACACACAAAACACACACACGUUUUCUAUAACUACUUGCACACUCCAAUAGCAGCACGUGUACACACAUUUACUGCUUGCUUCUUUAAUCCCAAUAAAGUGGGCCUUAUGUGUUUCCAGUGUGAUGGAUUACCUGGCACACAUGCCUGCCCCCUCUUCUCACACACACAUACUCACAUACACACACACACUCACUCACUCCAGCCAGUGUAGUGGGGACGUGCAAAGCGAAUGUUCUGACUGUGGAAAAAGGCGCCAAAACCAGAGGUCCUCCACAAACAUGACAUUCUGCUGCCAAGGCAGGUACUCAGGGCUAAAAAUGGAGCAAAAUCGUGUCACAUAUCUACUCCUGUUUACCUGCAAAUGUCUCAUUCAGGAGAGGAAUGUGUGUUUCUUUACAGACAGUGUACAUGCGGCCAGUGCCGACCUAUUUCAGACCCACUUUCUCAGAAAAUGAGUCAAAUUAAUCAAGAGCAAACCUGACGAACUCUGCUAUAAAAAGGCAUGUAAUAGUGCAACGCCGAUUUUCAGGCUGGGUCUAUGCCACAGUCCUUCCCAGCACUGUUCUGUUGCUGAAUUUCUGGGCAUCCGUGUUUGUUACUAUGGCAGCUCUGUUUGUUUUCGAGCGAGUUGUUCUCACUUUCUCUCACAGUGUGUCUCCUUUUCUCUGUCUCCUUCUCUUUCUUUUUCCUCCCUGUGCAUUUCUUGACUCCACUAUUGAUGUUUUCAAAGAUUUUUCUUAAACGUUCCUGCUUCUAUCUCAGUUUUUUUCCACCGUGUCCCUCUCACUCUUUCUCUCUUUUUUUCUCUCUCUGUUUGUUUUCUCCAGUGUGACCAGGUCCAGGUCAUCCCUAUCCCCAGUGUAUGUAUUAUUAUUAUUGUUCAUUUUUCUUCCUCUGCGCUCCAUCGCUGUUACCUCCUCCUCUCCUCCGUUUGCUGUGCUUCAUCAUUCUUGCCGCAUGUGGAUGUUGACACGGAGGUGAUUGUUCUCUGCCCUCAAAGCACUGAAAAUCAUGAAGCCUUCAGUGUUUGGCUUGGUUUUUCUUACCCUUACCCUCAGUCUGCAGAGAGAGGUUCUACCAAUCCAUUUAUUCUGGUUGGAUUUCAUUGAUGGCUUUGACUUUCUGCCCGUUUGUCCCGUGUUUUACCAGAACAGAACAUGAGAUUGAUUUUCUUAUUGGAUCAGAUUUAUUGAAUUGUACACCAGACCUUUUAAGUCGCAGUUUCGAUUCACAAAUGGAUGAAUUGUCUCGAUCGAAUUAGGUAUUUGUCCACUUAGAGAAAGGUAACUUCUCGAUCAUGCCCUCAGUAGUCAAUGAAGUACUGCGACUCUAUUAAGAUGGACGUCAUCAGACAUUCAAAAAGCUGAAUUUAUGUGUUUGUGCUGAAACUGCAAUUCAAUUGAGCUAUUUUGGAAUCCUAUUUGGAGCCUGUGGUUCGCUGUAAUUUAGAAUAUUCACACUCACAGCAUCCCACAUCGCAGCCAAGCUUCUAACUACACCACCCAGCAGACACCUCCCUUCAAAGGCUGUAAUUGCAUGUUGAGAUGAGGCCUGCUGCAUUUUUUUUUAAAUACCUGGGAUUUAAAUAACUUGAGCUGACCCGGGCAUUUUUCCUGUGCGUCACUAUUUGUUAGGAAGUGUUAGGAGCAUCAUUAAAAAGUGGACCACCGAUGGGGCACUACAGCAAUUAUAUAAUAACAGAAAGAGAGAGAGAGGGAGAGAAAUAACCAAAAGACUCUUCUGGAACACUUUCUACUCUGAAUUGAUCUGCAUUGUAAAGUCUUGUAGUUUCGUCUUUGGUUUUACAAAAAUAAUCUGUUAACACGACAGUUUUGGAUUAAAAAAGUCCUCGUACAGGGCUGAUGGGAUUAUUUUACUGUAUAUUACAAUAAUGAGUUUAUGAAGUCCUGCUGAGGUGGCCGUUGUAUCGUGUGUGCACAUGAUAUAAUGCGUUGUUUGGCUUGUAUACUCUCCCUUUAGAGAUUGGCAUAAACUUUCUAUUUAAAAACAUUUUUAGGUCUCUUUGUGGUUCAUAAGCAAAAGAAAAACCUCGAUUAAAGGAAGUGAUAGUUUAGCCAAAAGCGAAGAAUUUAACUGCUGGUUUCUGCAACCAUUCAGCACUUUAGUAGAUCAGGUUGUCCUGUUCACUGUCGGUAUCAUCACACAUAACAGCUACACCAAAAAUUUAAAACAAAGUCAACGUAUUUUAGUAGAGUUUCUUGAAAAUCAACACAACAUGGGGUGCAUUCCUCAACUUUCGCCCUGUGCAGUUACGUCAGUGAAAUAUCGGUUACAAUGCAAUGCUCUAAAAAUGUGUCAUAAACUGCAAUUGAUCAAUCAAAGCCAAUUGGCAAAUAAUGGAAUUUAAUAAAGAAGGGUCAUUAAUAUUUCUGCUUAAGGUUGUAUGCAGUUAUAGUAACAGAUAUAAUCACUUUUUAACAGGAUACAUUUUUUUUUAUUGAAGAAGAAAUUUCAUGAAAUUUCCGUAACUUAUAUCACUGUUUUCAUCAAAUUAAAGAAGAAAUGUAUAUUGAAAACAUUUGCAGUAUCAUAAAUAUUUUUUUGUACUUAGAUCUUAAUAUUAAGUCAUUUUCUGCUGUUUUUCUUUCAUGAACUUCAAUCAAUAACAAAUAUUGUGCAACUUGAUUUUUUAUAGUAAUGUUUUUUUGGCUCUAAAAAUGGAAAAAUAUGAACACACUUUUAAAAUGUAUUUCACACUGGUUUAUAUCGUCAUUUCACAUGAAUAUUCUAAUGGUUUAUGUAAACUAGGCAAAAUUAAACCCUUUAGGAGGAAAACUGAAUUGAAUAUGUUGAUUUAUAAAUUUUUUUUGUGGGUUUACAAUUAGAGAUAGGUUGAUGAAUCAGUCAACCAAUUAAGGGGGCUAGUUAAAGACAUGUUGUUAUAACCUUACAGGGCCGAUAUCACAAAGUUCUUUUGAAAACCUAUUUUCCAAAUCCUCCGGUGACAGCUAAUCAAACUAAAAACAGACCCUUACAGGUGAUUUCAACAUCAUGUCUUUUUUUUCUAUUUUAACCGCAAAAUGUAAUUUGUAUUUUUUUCUUGAUUCAAAUAAUCUGAGAUGGCUUGAUAAAAAAUCUAAAAGUCCCUUGUGUCAAUAUUUUACUGAGUCAAAUACUUUUAAAUUUGAUUUAUUUAUUGAAAUAUUCACUCAAUUCUGUACUUCUUUUCCUACAUACAAAUUAAUAAUAAAAAAUCCCCCCCCAAAAAAAAAUAAAAAAAAAUAAAAAAUACAAGGACAACCAAAUAAAAAAAGAGCUUUAAGAUAUCUGUAUUAUAAAUCAGUAUUAGCCAUUCAUGCCCUCAAAUUAACCACCACAAAAAGUUAGAUCCAGUGUUAGAUUCAAAUCUGUCAUUUUUUCCAUAAAUCAAGGGUUAUUAAAUAAAAAGUCAUGAUUCAAAGAGACAACAGAGAUAGCACCCUCUAGCUGUAGUAAUCUUUGUGUAGUUUUUAUGGUUAAAAUGUCAAGGUCCCAGUCAAUUUUUCUCUCUUUGCUUAACCCGCAUAAGUAAAUCACAUUGAUCACAGCCUGACAGGAUGUUACUAAGUGUCCUUGCUCCCAGGGAAUACAUCAGUAUGUGUACCAGAGAUAAAGACCUGAUAAGUACAGUUAGAGGGAAACACAUGAAAUCAUAUAUAUAUAUGUGCAGGAAACAGCUGACAUACUAAGGAGAAACACAGUGUGUGUGGUCGUGUGUGUAAGAGUGAUGGAGACCUUGCUUCUCACCUCUAGAUUGAUCUAUGUGUGUGUGACUGUGUGUGAGUGUGUGCCCCCUACUGCCACACCAUCUGCCCCUUGCCUGUCUGCAACCCCAGGCCUGCUUGGCAAAGGACAUAAGCGUUUCCCUUUUUUUUCUCCCCCUGACCCUGAAGGCAGCGCAGUCGAUGGCAGAGCUCAGUCAACAUGAGGUCAAACAGGAAACAACAGCAGGGAUUCCUCUGGUCAAACCACAAAUAGAGCUGACACGGUACAAGAACAGAUUAGCUGUUUGUUUUUCUACCGCAAGGGAGUCUGAUCGGUCUCUACUUGGGGAACACUGACGCCCCUUUCAAAAUUCAGGAGGAGAAGGUCAUAACUUUUAACACUGUUGCUGCCGUCACUACCUUAGUUAGUCUUGAGCUGUCACUAACUUAGAGAUGUACUCACCAGUUUUACAACAUUCAAUUUUACAAUAUCCUUAUAAUAACCUCUGACAUGUGUCUAUUAAGACAAAUAUGAAUAGAUCUAAACUUUAUUCUCUAUUACAGAACAUCUAGUGCUGAAAACAGAAUGGUUAAUAUUGAUAAUAGUGAAUUUUGCCCCUUUACAUGAGUAAUGUUAUGAGCCACACAAAUUUGAAAUCAGUUCAGCUCUAACUUUGUGGUGGAUGGACUGUUUUAUGACCCUUUUUGGCGGACAUGUGGAUAUUUACAAAACUCAGCGAUAGAAAACAGACUACGAGAGGAAAAUGCAUAAUGACUACGCUGUUAAUAUUUUCAAUAAUUGUUGAAUUUAAUAAAUCUAAAGAAAAGAGAGGGGUACUUGAACACAGAAUCACUCACACAGAGCACAUGAAAGUCACAUUACCAUUUUUUUGGGUGUCCUAUCUCUCAGUCAAGCCUCACAGUAACUCACCUUAAAGUUAUCAGUACCAUGAAGUUAGAAGUUUCAAGUUUCAAGUCCAACGAUCUUUACAAAGCCAUCAUCACACUCCGUGUAUGUGCGUAUGUGAAUGUGUGUGGGUGUUGUGCAACAUGUUUCCUGUAGUGAAACUGUGUGCAUGAUAUUCAUAAGGAUGUGUUUUGUCUUUUCAGCCUCCUGCCAAGUUCCUCCUGCCAGAGGUCAGUAUAGCAGACUACGGCAAGAACUGUGUGGUGAUCGACCUGGACGAAACCCUCGUACACAGCUCAUUUAAGGUAGUUUACACACACACACACACACACACACAUCCAUGUACACAUUUUGAUUUUAAGACCAUGUGGUUUUUUUUAUGUAUUUGUUUUCCAUAGCUCUUGUGGGAUAACAGGAUUAUGCCAAAACAAACCCUGAAGAAGCCGUUCUCUGCCUUGAAUGUGUUUGCGAUGGCGUGGUGAAAAAUAGCAUGUUAUGCCACAGAGCUUUGUCAGUGUCACUGAUGUACGUAUGCAAUGCCAGGAAAGAAUAAUUCUGAGGGUGUUUUGUUUUGAUACAUCUGUCACAAGCGGAGAAAGCGAAAGCGACAUAUAAAUAUUAAACCAAGGUGGUAGCAUGGCAACCGGUACGUCCUCACCAGCUGUGAAAAUCAUGUAAUUCUUCAGCGUUUCUAUAUCCAGUUGUUUAGCAUGAGGUGUCGUAUCAUCUCUUUUGGGAAAACAGCCAUAAAGCUUUCACCACAAACACCCACUAUAGGAGUCUACCUAUAGAAUCAAGCCGAAAUCAUCAACACAUAAUAACUAUAACUGACAGGUCUACAUACUGUUACAGCUCUCCUGUAGUUGUCAAGAUACACUUGAGUGUAGCGGUGUAGGAGAGGGUAGAGAAACAGUGAUUUCCUUUCAGCUAGCUGUGCUGCUGGCUAAGAAGUCAGGUACAUUUAAUUCUCUUGGGGUUUUUAUGACACUUGUGUACAGUAGCAGAGUUAUUUCAGGACAUGAGUUUUGUAAGAAGCGGGGAAGUCUUAUACUGAUUUUCUUUUAAGGUGCACCAUACAUUCUCUGUGGGAUUUGGUUGCGUUGAUCAUGCUGGGUAAUUAGCUCACAUAAACUGACAACUAUGAAACCUGAAUAGGUGCAAUUAUCAAUAAUCAUGUUGCAAAUAGACAAAACUUUACCUCUCUUUUUUCCCUUCAAUGACACACCUGGUAGACCUAGUGACCCCCUUCAGCGCAGAGAGGGCCUCAGCUCCAGCUGAUCUCAUUAUGCUUGUUUGUUACUGUACCUGUGUGCCUUUUGUCUGCAGUUUAAGUGCUGCUCAGAUGAGAACGCCUCAGAAAUUCGUGACAAAAUGAAGCUAAAAAAUCAUUGCAUGUUUUGCUCAUCUUACUCAGAAGUGAAAUUGAAAAAAACUGAUCAGAAACAUUCAGUUGUUUUUUUACAGUGAGGAAUAAGUUCAUAAGAAAAAAUGUACACACACACACACACACACACACACACACACACACACACACACACACACACACACACACACACACACUGUUGGACCCACCCAUCACAGUCACAUGCCAGCAGUACGAGGCCACACACACACAUACUCCUUCAAGGGUGUGUCCGUUAUAGUGUACUGUUGCUUCAGUGACUCUGGACUGAAUUUCACAGAAAACCUGGAUGUGUUCUCUCCUGACAAAACAAAUCAGAAACUCUCACAGGAACUCCUUUUCUUCCUUUUGAUGAAAACCCCGUUACAGCCCAUCAAAAUGCGUUUAUUAGAGGGAUCGGUAUGCGCUAUGAAACGGAUCCAGGCAAUGCAAUAAAUAAAAAUCAGUUGGGAGAGGAAGAGAGGCAAACAGAAAGUGACACACCAAGCAUUUUCAGUUCCGUUCAGAGCUUUGGCAGGAUAUCCUCUGAAUUAUUACUUUUUUUUUAAUAAUACCAAAGAGGUUAGGAGGUAAAUUUGGUUCAAAACAUGCAGGCCUUUAAUGGUAAAAUAUCUACUUAACUGUAUGAAUUAGACAAUUAGUGCAGAAGAACCAUCAGGGCUGAUGAAGGACAUCAUGCGCACAAAUGGACAUAGACUUCAAAACACAAAUGUUACAUAACAUGUCUCGCACUAUAUGUUUAAUCCUGUGAGUGACGGUUGAAAAAACAAUUCCUGAGACUAGGAUUAGAUCUACUGUGCUUCGGAUGAGUACAAGUGGAUGAUAUGAUUGCUUCUGCUGCACAGUAAUACAUGCUAAUCGGUAUAUUAAACUCUUGUAAGAACAGUUUUUAUAGUGAAUGGUGCCUCAGAAAACAAAUAUUUGAGAUUAAAGCUCCUGUAAGGAAUUUUUGUCUUGUGAUUUAAGACUGAAAAUAAUCCUGAUGUCUUCUUGUGUCCUACAAAAGCAGAAAAGACUAUCAACAAAAUACUGACUGUUUCUAUAACAUAGUUUCUUGAUGUCAGACGAAGUGUUUGACUGAUACAGAAUUCAAUCACAUUCAUUUUCACACCUACAGGACAAAGCCAAAAACUUUGUCCACAAGGGGGCGCCAAAACCAACACAACCAUAAUAUUCCUCAUGGGAGCUUUAAUGAUCAUUUCAGUCUAAAACAAUUGGUGUUUUUUUUUUAUUCUGAACAGCGUUCACUUUGUUAUUCUUUUACAGUAAACCAUUUGACGUAUCUGCUUUGGCAAUGUCUUUUUAGAUCUGGCGUCUGUAAUAGAAUAAAGAGGAUAUGUACUGACAUUUCUUUGCACAAGGACAUGCCCACUGAGCGGCAAAACACCCUGCAACAUGGCUCCCUUUAGUAGGGGAAACAAAAAGGGGAGUGAAACAGACAACUAUCUGUUUGUAUUCAGGGUCCUUUAAUGCAACUGAGAUCCAAGACACUGUGGACAUUGACAGGUGGUCAGAAACUAGGUGUAUGUGUUCCUGAUUUCACAGCUUGAGAAGCAUUGAAGAAAUACAAAAGCCUGUUUGGAUCAGCAGUUGAGGCAAAACUGAAUGAGGAUGUGAAAAUAAAUUGCGUUCAGCUACAAAUGACAAUGUUUUUGCCAUUUUGAGACAAACUUUGCACAUAUUAAAAUUCAAAAUACUUUAUUUGGUUAACAGUCUUCCUUCAUUUCUCUCGAACAUUCAUUCUCAGAUCCUGGUCCAUUACAGAGCAGCACCAGGAGCAGCUGUUGUAUGCUUAGUCCUCCAAUGAUGAUUUCAAUGAUUCUGCAGAAAAGAGCAAUAGGAUGAUGCCAAGUCUGUCUCUGCAUCUCUUCCUCCAUCUGUCUCCUCAUCUUCCUCUUCUCCUCGCCUCCCUGCCAGUCACUAAUUUGUCUGUUCUUGAAUAUCUGCACUACAGUCUUUAGCUCCACUAACCAGAGCUCAAUUAUGUUGCAAACCUGAUUUCUACAGACUCCCUCUCGUCUGAGGGAGUCUGUCGGCUUUGAGCGUGAACCGACUCACUCUUCAUCGUACUCAAAACCAAACAUCUGUAGUACAGUCUGUCUGUUGUUCUGCUGUCAGCACCAUUAUGGUCAUACAAGAUAAAUUACACAGGUGGCAAGUGGAAGGUCAAAGUGCUGUCUGUGUUUGGUAUUCUUGCAGCAAACACCCCCUCUGUUGGAUGGAAUUGAAAUUUACUGCUGUGUUUUCAUGCUGGAGGAUAAAGCAUUGAAUUUACUCAUAUCACUGCAGACAGAAGAAGGGUUAUAUUCAAGAACAAGAUCAGCUGCUCUGACAUUAGUUUCAUCACAAUAUCUCUUUAUACUUUUUAGUUAAGGAGUUUCACUGACAUUUACAAAACAAGGUGGUUUGUGUUUGCAAAUUAAUAUAGGGAAGUGUAUUGAACUCCUAAAGCCCCUUGUCCUUUCAGAGGGAAAGUUGCAGCACUUGUAGAGAUUUUUGAUCUCUUCAGUCGUCACUACUUCAAAUCUAAGCUCUGUAAUUAAUACACCGGCACCAUGGAGGAAAGGUGUUGCAGAUUUACCUGGAUUUUUGAAUAUUUAUGGAUGAAUUACAGCUAAUAAUGCAUACUUAUUUUAUCUGUUUGUAUAAAUUAUCCAAACAAGUGACUGCUUAAAACAUUUCUGUAUGCAACAUAAAACUCACAGAAACACUUUGCAGUCUGUGUCGCUUAUUUUUCUUUUUCUCCGUUUCCAAAAUGACACCGUCGUACCACCCACCUAAUCCUUUCAUCCUUGUCUUUACGCCCUCCACUUGUCUUCCACCCACAACCCUUCGGCGUCUAUCUUCCUCUACCUCCUGCACCUCUCCUCUCCUCUUUCCUGCUUCUAAAGAUGACACAAGUCAUGCCAAGAAAACGGGGGCGCUCCUCCUGUUCCUGUUCACGUCAGUCACCUUGUUCGUCUCCCAGCUUUCUCCCCAGAGUCUCACUUCUGAAUUUUACUUAACACUCAGUUACAGAGCAGUGGAGCAGAGGGAGCCACAUUUUGCUUAAAGACUCCUUACAUUGCCUGGGGGAACUGAACAGGAGUAUUUUACCUUUUCUGUUUCUGUGUUGAUUUUUGUCUGGCAGAACAUGUUGGUGUGAGUUGUAGCCACUUUCUUGCCCUAUUUAGAGCCAAAAAAACUAAACAAAACACAGAUUUUAUAACCUGUCUCUGUUUCUCCCUCCUUGCAGCCUAUCAGCAAUGCAGACUUCAUCGUUCCAGUGGAGAUUGAUGGGACAGUUCAUCAGGUAAAACUCUGCAAUGAAGGACUUCCUGAAAAGUUGAUUGGAAAUAAACACAGUGUACUUAUUUACUAACUGAAAAGGUUUCUUCUAGAAGUAGUGACUCCAUUUUCUUUCUUUUUGCAUUUAUUAUUCUCUUAUAUCAAACAGCUUCAUCAAAGUGGGGCAGCUCAUACUCUCCCCCUUGAAUACAGUGUUUUCUGUUUAUUCUCUGACUUCUCGUGCUUUAAAGAUAGAUGAGCCACAAUCUGACUGAGUCAUUAAGUAAACAUAUGUCUAAAAGUAUCUGGAACACAGAGGAAAAAACGAUUAAUCAGUCGGCUAAUUAUUGGUAUUUUGAAAUAAUUAGGAUCAUCCACAUCAGGUCUCACAAGAGUGAUCACGUCACCAUCAUCCUCUCUGAGUGUUACCACAUUUUGUGUUAUGAAUAUUAGUGAUGUGACAAGAAAUGUUUUGCUGUUAUUUUGUUGUGUGUGUUAAAGCUCCUGUAAGGAACUUUUUAUUUGUGUUGAUUCUGGCGCCCCCAGUGGACAAAUUAGUUGCCCCUGUAUCUUUACAGAUUUUGUCUUGUACAUGUACAAUGCAUAUUUUUAACGAAAAAUUUCCUGUUUAAUUCAAACACUCAGAUGUCACACGUUAUUAAUCUUUCAAUAAAGACACCUGAACCUGUGGAUUCAGAUGUUGAAAUAAUUAGAAGAAUUGCAUCGCUAUAUUGAUAAUCUUCACAUUUUAAUGGGAAGAAGUCAUCAGCAGUGAUUUUGAUGUGUCUCAUAACCAGCUGAAAAGUCCUCACAGAAGCACAAGUCAAAGGUUUAUUUAUGAAUUGUGUGUCCUCUUUUGGAUCGGCAGCUGCGAUACUCUAGCUGUGACCAAGUUCAAGUAAUCCAGGAUAGGCUUUCUGUAUCUGUCUCGGCCUAUGCUUGAUUACUUGCUCUUGAUUGCAGCGACUGACCCUCCCAGAGAGCUGCUGAAGAGGAUGAAAACAAAGAGAAUGCACAAUCACAUUGUCUGUGGUUUUGGGGAAGGGUGCAGAACUCUUUUUUUUCUUCUUAGCCUAGGUGUGAAAAUUCAACAUCAACAGUAAGGAAGGAAGCUUUGCACGAACAUUGCCUGAAUAUUUAUAACACGUUCAGGUUAAAAUGUAUGAUAAACAGCUUUAACUUGCUUUAAUACCUUGAGUCUCAGUUGACAUUUGCUGAGGUAACAGAUGGUUGUUACAGGUAAAAAGUGUGAGACUGAGGCGUCUUUGUGCGCUCUGUUUCAGGUGUACGUGCUGAAGAGGCCACACGUGGAUGAGUUCCUCCAGAAGAUGGGGGAGCUCUUUGAAUGUGUCCUCUUCACAGCUAGCUUAGCCAAGGUCAGUUCACUCAUUAUAACACUAAGUCAACAGGGUAACAUUUACUUUCAGCACACCGUGUAAAUCUGAUACUUUUGAUACACACAGUAUGCUGACCCUGUGGCAGACCUGCUGGACCAGUGGGGGGUGUUUCGCGCCCGGCUCUUCAGGGAAUCCUGUGUUUUCCACAGAGGAAACUACGUCAAAGACCUCAGCCGGCUGGGCCGAGAGCUCAGUAAAGUCAUCAUCAUAGACAACUCACCUGCCUCCUAUAUCUUCCACCCUGAGAAUGCAGUAAGUCUGCUGCUGAACUGUGCAUUUUUAAUGAGUAGUUUUUUCAAAUCUGUAAUUUUACCUCUUACUUAAGUUUUUUACUCAAGACUAAAAGGUGGAGAAGUUGUUCUAUUGACUUAAUUUAGAACAUGUACAGUUUGACUACAAGCUAAUUUAUAGAUCCAUGAUUGAUUAUGAUAUUGUGUCAAUAUAUACUCAUUGGUUGCUUGAGGAAUUCAAAGGCUAUGAGAACAAAAGAAUGAGAGCUUGUAAUAAACCUCAAAGUUCUCCAAAAGGCUUCAUUUGUACCUCAGAAAAACAAAAAUAUUCCUUUGGGAGAGAAUACUGACGAAUAAUUCCCCCCCCAUCUCUACCACCUACAUGUUUGUUUUGCAUCUCGUCAUAUUUGCUCUUAUACUCAGGAGUAUCUACUCUCAGUGUAACAGCUGGCAAAUUUGUAGACACAGAAUUUACUGUGCCAAAAGAUAUGUCUUUUCAGUCCCUGUAGAAAGAGGAACACACAUGCCCCUGCUCAAAUGAAAAAAAUAUAAAAAAUCACAAGAAUGGUAGAAAUAUACUCAUAUCACAAUCACAAUAUUUUUUCUCAUAUCAGUCGACAUCGAUAUAUAUUACGAUAUAAAAAGGGACAUUUAACAGUGUUUAUUUGUAGCAUGUCCUCUGCAAUACAAGUUUGUAACCAUUUGUAUUGCGUGUGCUCUGCUGUGUGGCACUGCUUCAGGUGGUGAAAAAGAUUGAAGUUAUUCCCUGACUUUGUGAGAACAUGUACUCGACAUAAUUCGCAGUGCACAUUACUCCGCUUCAUGUCCAACCUCAAAAAAUUAAAAUACCUCCACACCACCGACAUUUUCCUGCCAGUGUUGUCGAGGAUGUCGUCAUCUGUUGAGCCUUCAUCUGCAUUUCUGUAGCUGCAGCCUGCUACUAUGCAGUUGUUUGCUAUUUGGCUCUAAUUCAGCACAUGAUUGGUUCAGUGCAAAGCGGACCCAACUCCCCUUUAUCAUUGGCUAUUCGUAUAGUCCACCAAAACAUGGCAGAAUGCCAACUAUCGAAAAGCAUAUUGACCAUGUUUUAUAUUGAUUUUAAGGGAAAUUAAUUUUCAAUUUAUAUCGUCAUCGUUUUAUCGCCCAGCCCUAUCAUAGAUUUGAGCUGUCAGCCACAGACAUGUAAACUGCAAGCUACACUCUGAUAUUUAUCAGUAUGAGCUGUCCUUCAACUUUAACACUGGGUAGGCUGUGACUUACUGAAAACAGUGAAAAGAUGCUACAAAAACAUUCAACUUCACUGUAAGAAGUGCAAAAUAACUCCAGGAUGUCAAAAUCAAUCUACAAGAAGAUAAUUCUGCACAUAAAACGUAGAUUUUUCCUGUUAUGAUGAGAUUACAUGUUUUGGUUAAAAGAGAGUCAGAAUGCAGAAAAAAAAGUCAGUGAUAUUAUUAAUUGUACAUUGGUGGUAAAUUAUUGUAUUUGUUAGACAACAGUUCAAAUCUGCACUAUUGACUCUGUUGCAGUGCUGUGCCAAGAGUAGUGUUCCCAUUUCAGUGAGAUUUCUCUCCUUUGUGCUGCAGUUUCUCAGUGGAGCUGCUGCCACUCUUCAAGCCUUUGAUGCAUUUCCCACAUUAAUUAUUUACACAAAACUCGCACCAUCCCGUCACCUAUAAUGCAACACUUUAAACAUCCACUGUCAGCUGUGUUUUCCCUCCUAAUUAAAGCAUCUUGAUCGAGGUUUUUCUCACUCUAUCAUUUGCGUUUCUCUCCCCGAGGUCCCAGUGCAGUCGUGGUUUGACGACAUGACAGACACAGAGCUGCUGGACCUGAUUCCCAUGUUUGAGGGACUCAGUAAGGAGGAGGAUGUUUACAGCCUGCUACAAAGCCUGAGGAACAGGUAGCAGACGGCAGCUGCAGCUGAUCCUUCCUGCCUCGCACCCCGACCCUGCUGCACAGGGGCCACACCCUACUACCGCAGGCCCUGCAGCCCUGAGCUCCGACCAGACCAGGAGUCACAGUAGGGCCCUCGAUCUGGGGACUUCAGGCAACUUUUCUGGUCCUAAUGAAAUCUAGAGACAGUAACUGAUCUCUGCGUUCUCGGACUGUUUGUACAGGACUCCUACUGACAAAAGAUUAUAUUACUGUAUGUACAUACUAUAUGUUUCUAAGAGCAAGACAUACAUAAAGUAAUUUUUCUAUCAGAGAGAGGAGGUUUUACUAUUCUAUCAAGUAAUAUUUUAGUUACCAAAAAUAAACAAAUAGAACGAAAAGUUUCUUUUUCAAGAAUGAGUGACCUUUUGUUCUGUUUUUGUUUUUUUGUGUCGAGCUGUGCUAUGCAGGCUGUCGUUUCUUGUCUGACCUUUCGUUCAAACAACUGUGAUUUACCUUCUCUUACAGAAUGAAGUGCCUUCAUUACUGUGCUGAUUUUGUUGUGUCGGGGUUAUGGGGUGCGCAUUUUGAUGCUGCAUAUUCACUUAAAUUUCCAAGAGCGUCUGAACUGAACCCUUGAAUUCAAGUUAAAGAUAAGUCUUUGAUAAUUGUGAUUUAAACUAUAAAGAAAAGUAUCAUUUCUAAAAAAAAAUAGAGCUAGCCUGUUGGACCCGGAGGAGACUUUGAUUCUAAGUUUGAUUACAUUGAAUUGUGAAACUUACCAAAGAUUUUCAAAUUCAAUGUGAUUCGUGAUUGAAUUCUUAUUAAUUCUUUGAUUCUUGACAGUGGCUGUAAAUCGAUAAUCCCUAAAGACAUUAAACCCCGCUUUAUUACUGAAAAGAGAAACCUUUGUGAUGAUAUCACUGUCCACCAAUAAAUGUUAAACUUUUAAAGAAAAUAUAAAGAUUAGCUUAGAUCACAUGAAAUUAUAUUUAUUGGGGAAAAUGGGGAAGGGUGCAUUGUAAAGACUGCUGUUGAAAUCGUACUGUACAACAUUAUUAAAGUUGCAGGUUUGCACACUGUCAGUUUGUA